AUGCAAACCCUGCAGAAUAUCGUUGACCAUCCUGCCCCGAUUGAACCAUAUGAAAAUCUCAUGCAAUGGUUUGACAAACUCUUGGACGGACGGGACAAAGUUUUUGGACCACAGACCAAUCCGAAUGCCAAACUCUUUCGACACCUUGUCACCACCAGGGUUUUUGCCACCAAGAUCCCGCCACAGAUUCACCACAUUGACACCCAUGACAGCCCAGGUGAUGCCCACGGGCAAGCCCAGGUACCGAAGCCUGCAGGUCCCAUGCAAGCAGAUCACGUGCAGCCGAGCACCCGUCCAGACCAGCAUGCAUCCGUGAUCCAGGGUCCGUUUGUACAGUCAUCCGUUGCAGAACAUCCGACAGUGAGUGAGAGCCUUAUGCCAGGGUGUAGAGUGACUGCCACGGCCAACUUUGCCGAUCACCAAGUCACCCCACAUGCAAGUGGAGGGGUAACGGGUUUUGAAACUUGUUGUGCAAAAGCUAGGAAACGGAUGUCAUGUGAUGAUGCAGCUUCGAACAGCCGGACUGAGUCCAAGCCAUCUAGCCAAGCCGUAGCAGCUGAUCAUUUGCCCAAUGAAACCAUCCGUGCAACCGAACCAGUCAGAGAAGUGCCAGCCUUUGCAGCCGAUCAUGUACAGACAAAGCUUUGCCCAUUGGGCAAGAUCGACACUGCCAAUGACCCUGCCUAUGGGGACAUUUCACUUUCAGCUUUGCCGACUUUCAACACCAGGCAUGACAACAACCGACAUGCCCAGCAGCAGUGCCCAAGUCUGCAUCCGGGCCUUGACCGGCCACCCAUGUCCCCCCCGGCCCCUUUUCAUGCCAUGCCUCUUCCACGUUUAGGGUGUGGAGGCCCCUCCCAGUGUGAUGAGAACGAUGGCAAGUCAGAUGCAGACCCAGCUUUUCCAACCACGAAAAUUGCCAAUGCUUUGGGCAAAACAAUUGAAGUCACCCAAAAGAUCUUGCCCCAAUGCUUCACAGCUGAUUGUGGUUUCCAAUCUGUUGCAUGGCUUUUGGCUAUCCUCAGCAAUCUGCCAGUUGAAGCCAUGACUGACGACAGAGCAGCACAGUGGAGACAGCUUUUCAUCAAUGAACUUUGCAGGCAAGACAAAUGCGAUGAAUGGAUUUCUCAUCUUGAUCUUGGAGGAGCCAAACUUGACCAAUCAGAAAUGACCAAGCUGACAAGCCUUCUGACACAGCAUGGAGUUUGGCCAGACCGGGCAUUGGAAAGAGCCAAUCAGCUUAUCAGUGCGAUGCCUGCGGUGAACAUACGAAACAUUCUUGCUUCUCACCGGCCAUGGCAAGAUCUGAAAGCUGCAGCCAAUGGGGUCAAACCACAAAUCAAGCUCAUCAUGAUCGAUGAGCUCAAUGCACAGAUUGCCAACAGAGCUGACCAACGCAAAUAUGGCAAGAAAAUGUCCUCGCACAAGAGACACGAGCCAGCCAAGGACAAUCCCACAGCCCAAGCAUCCGAAUUGAUGGUACCCCAAGGGGUGUUCAAACAGCAGGAUGGCACGAUCCUUGGCCCUCUGCAGAUAGGAGAUGUUGGACCCAAUGCCAAAGGAGUCUUACUGGUUGACCAAGCCGACUGCCAGGCCACUUUGCGCCUGCCGAAACCGGUCUCACAAAUGGGUUUGGCUGUCAUUGUCUUGGCCACAAAGAACAAUGAAGACAUGCACAGCAUCACACCGACCAGGUUUACAGCGAUGUGCCUUUCCACUCAGGAGCCUCUGAUUGCAUCCGGAUACAUGUACCAACUUGGCCACCAGGAAGUCAUCCGACACGAACCCAGCAACAAGCUUGCCAUAGAUGAGCAGCCCACUGAAGCUAUCAGGUGCAUGGUUUUCAAAGAUCAGGCGGGAGAUUUCUGGGAGCAAUUGCGACAGCAGCCGGUCAAUCACAUCUUUCAGACAGAACCACUGCUUGCCACACCACCAGGCUCAACCUCAAUCGUCAUUGAUGUUUGGGAUCGCCAGUGGGUGUCCAAGAAAUACGAGAAAGUUCGCCCUGCAAAUGCUGAAGUCUUCACCUUUUCCAUGAGGAUGCUGGCAGACAAAGCCGAUGAACUGUUGGCCAAGAGCGGACAGGCUGGAGUGUACUGGGAACCCAGAUCUGCAUGCGGCAGGUUUCCCAAUUCCAACUACCAUGUUACAUGGCUGCCACAAAUGACAUUCCAAGAUGCCAAGUAUGCCCAGCAAACGUCACCACAGGCAACCACAUUGGCCAGGCAUGGCGAACGAUAUGGUCUGCGGAGUGAUACACUCAAUGCUCAGGAGAUCCAUGAAAAACACAGACCUGACACACCGCUUCUGCUUGGCCAAUCCAAGAUGCUUUAUGCAGUCGGUCACUUGCCUUUCAGCACAACCAAGGCCGCCUUGUGCAAGCUGCUCAAAGCCUGGAGUUGGGAUGCAAGACCGCUCCAACCAAAGGGGCGGGCGCAAGAUGGAAGUGGAAUCACUUGGCACAUCCAGGCAGUUGAAGACCCGGGUCACUGGGUUUACUCUUUGCAGCAUGGCGAUGUUUUGGUGACCAAGUUGCAGGAUCCCAAACCACCCACAUAUGCCAAGCCUUUUUCCAUCGUUGCAUCCAAAAAGACCAUCGAACACCUGCAGGGCACAGAUCCUUGGAUCAACUACGACCCAUGGAGGAAAGACGGUGCUCAGCCCAGCCAUUUGCAGGCCAAACAAAUGCCUCCCAAGCCCUCGGGACAGCCAGUCCCUCAUGCCCAGCUUGCCGCCAUGGAAGCCAGUUUUGACAAAAAGAUCCAACAGAUGCACAAACAGACAGAUGGAGAUGAACCCGUGGAAUCAGCCCACAUCGAAGCCAGAAUCUCCCAGCUUGAGCAACAGUUUCAGCAGGUCCAAGCCAUGCAACUUGGCACCGAUGCCAAGGUGGGACAAUUGCAGCAGCAAGUGGACCAACAAAGCAAGGCACUGGGAGAUCGCAUCGAUGAAAAGCUGAAUACGCACAUGGAACGCAUCGAGAUGCUUCUCUGCAAGAGAAGCCGACAUGAGACCAGUGAUUGGAAACAUGAACCCUACCGGCUUGAUGGGGAAAGCCGACACACCGGCACAGGCAUCCUCAGUGCCUACCCAUGCAGAGCCUUGGACCAUCACUGGACCAAGGUUUACUUGGCUGACUUGGGAAAACCUCCACCAGAUCACCUGGAUCCCCCACGGUUGAUGAACACCGAGCUCCGUAGAGUUGAAGCAGACUGCACUGCCAUCCUGCAUGAGUUUGAAAAAGAAUGUGCGCCGAGAUGGCAAAAACACGAUGAUACGAGUGAUGAACACUGGCAAGUAAUCACCGACUUUAUGAAACAUGCCAUGCCUCAGCAACACGCCAGUUUUCCGCCCAUCACUGCCCAAGUUUUUCUCAGAGCCGCGUCCAACAAACGGAAGUUCGCGGCCGUGGGGCCGGAUGGUGUUUCCAAGCAAGAUCUUUUGCACCUUCCUGCUACAGCCAUAGAAGAUUUGCUGGAGCUCAUCCGAGCGUUGGAAAAAGGGGCUAAAUGGCCCAACCAAGCCGUGACGGGACUUGUUUCUGCUCUUGCGAAAGUUCCCUCAGCUCAAAAAGUUCAACCGUACCGACCCAUUUGCAUUUUCAGUAUGUUUUACAGGGUUUGGAGCUCCAUCCGAGCAAAGCAGUGUUUAAAGCAUCUAGUGUCCAUUGUCCCUAGCACCUUGAUGGGAAACAUUCCAGGCCGAAGCCCACAGAAGGUCUGGUUUCAUGUUCAACAGCUCAUUGAGCAUUCCUAUUGCUCGCCAGGUGAGGUUGCCGGCAGUGUCAUUGACAUUGUUAAGUGUUUCAAUGCCUUGCCCAGGUUUCCCUUGCUGCAGAUUGCCCGUUUGGUAGGUUUGCCUGACGAAGUUGUGAUACCCUGGACCACUGCACUCAAGCAAAUGCAACGCAGAUUUCAGGUCAGAUCCACUGUCGGCCAGGCAAUUUCUAGUUCCACAGGUUUUCCAGAGGGUUGCGCACUGAGCGUGGUUAGCAUGGCCAUUUGCAACAUCACCAUGGAAUUGUGGAUGUACUACCGAUACCCGUCGGUACGCCUAUGGUCUUUUGUUGAUAACAUAGAGUGCACCACGGAAGACACCGACCAGGCCAUCCAAUCCCUACAGGGGCUUUUGCAGUUUUGUAAGCAGAAAGAGAGGGCAAUUUUGGUAUCGGCAUGGCCCAACAUCUUCUACGGAGUGAGCACCAUCACCUUGGGUAACAACCACUACCAGCGAUUGCGAUCCCAAUGUGCCAGAGCACUCAAUGCCAACCAAACCGGAGCCAACCCAGCACAUGCGAAACCUCCUCUCCAAGAAACGGUUUUGGAUGAGUGGGCGGUUUGGGGUAACGGUAUGGCAGACCUUUUUGCGGAAGAAGCAAGACAACAGCUUUCACUGGACUUCUGGAACACCUGGACUGCUGUGAAAACGCAUCAGUCAAACACCUGGAGUUUUGGUCAAGCUCUUCAUAAAUUGUUUGUGCAGAUCGGUUUGCGCGCGCAGGCCACCAGUGCCAUUAAGGCACCGUUGCGAACGGAUCAACGGCGUCCAUCCAGCCUCACGCUCACCUUUUGGAGCGGCUGCAUUCGGGUAUCAAUUUCUGAGGAACGUUUGGCCAACAUCGACAACUUCUACAAGGUGAAGGCCACCAGAUUGCCUAUUAGCCAGAUAGUCCGAGACAUGUCGGACAUACCGCCAGGCUUGAUGACAGAGUAG
Messenger RNA from Cladocopium goreaui, 4713 nucleotides. Lineage: Eukaryota; Dinophyceae; Suessiales; Symbiodiniaceae. The record is from the annotation of a GenBank genome assembly.